Molecule: messenger RNA, 4006 nt
Organism: Leptopilina heterotoma
Lineage: Eukaryota; Metazoa; Arthropoda; Insecta; Hymenoptera; Figitidae
Gene: Ptp61F
Product: tyrosine-protein phosphatase non-receptor type 1
Exons: 8
Coding region: 416-1870 (484 amino acids)
Biological process (GO): protein dephosphorylation
Molecular function (GO): protein tyrosine phosphatase activity
Source: RefSeq, a predicted model, not a curated record
AAGUAUAGGUUAGUUUUCUGUGAUGGCGACGUUGUGAUUUGUGAUGAAAUCGUCGAAAUUAUUCAUUUUUCUCAUUCAUUCCUCUUAAUUUGGACAUUAGUGAGAAAAUUAUCGUUGAUUCACAUCAAAUUUCAACGACAAAAAAGUGCGAAAUGGAGAAUAAUUAAUCUCUUGGAUCUCUUGUUUUUUAUGUCAAAGACUCUCAUUAUGAUUUUGUAUUGAAAAAUUUGCUGCUCGUGUGUUGGAAAAAGAGCGAGAAUUGAAAAAGGAAGAGUCUAGGAGAAGGGAGAGAGAACAAGAUCGCCGCGUGCGCGUCUUUACACCCGAGUAUAUACAGUGCAGUAUUCAGGAAGUUGAAAUAAAAAAAAAAUCAUAUCAUCUGGAAAAUUAAGCGAGUCGUGAAAAUUAUACAAAAAUGUCGGAUACAGAGAGGCAGGAGAAUUUGGAAACCGAGUACCUGGAGAUUAACUCCAAGGGGGCUUGGGCAAUUAUCUAUCAGCACAUGCGUAACGAGUGCACAAAUUUUGAAUACACCUGUAAUGAAUCAAAAAAGCCACAAAACAGAAAUUUGAAUCGAUAUAGAGAUGUUGCACCAUAUGAUCACACAAGAAUUGAACUCAAACGAGGAUCAUGCGAUUAUAUCAACGCAAAUCUUAUCGAAGUCGAACGAGCCAACAGGCUUUACAUCCUAACACAAGGACCACUUCCAAAUACAGCCGGACAUUUUUGGCUGAUGAUAUGGGAACAAGAGAGUAAAGGAAUAAUAAUGUUAAACAAAGUCAUCGAGAAGAAUCACGUCAAGUGUCAUCAAUAUUGGCCAAUGGGCGGUACUUCUGAUGAAGAAAUGACAUUUGCGGAUGUUAAUUUAAAAGUAGAAUUCAUCAGUAAAACUAAUUUAAUGAAUUACACAACCACCAAGUUAAAAUUAACGGACUUGGAAUCGAGUAAAAGCAGAGAAAUUCUGCAUCUUCAUUACACAACGUGGCCAGAUUUUGGCGUUCCACAGAGUCCAACGGCAUUCCUUCGAUUUUUAGUCGACGUCAGACAACAUGGAGUUUUAGAUCAAAAUGUGGGACCACCGAUUGUUCACUGUUCAGCGGGAAUUGGAAGAUCGGGAACAUUUUGCCUUGUGGACAGUUGUCUCGUUCUCAUCGAAGAAAAUGGAAUAAAUUCAGUGAAUGUACGAGAAAUUUUAAUGGAAAUGAGGAGGAGUCGAAUGGGCCUAAUUCAAACGCCGGAUCAACUUCGAUUUUCCUACGCAGCCAUUAUUGAAGGAUCGAAACAAUUGCCUCUUAAUAAUGUGAAUGUCGAUAACGAAAUAGUGACUAACCAUUAUGAUGUGGUAAAUAAUGUUAGUAACUCAUCAAUAGAGGAGGAUGAUGAACCACCUCCUCUUCCACCUCCUCGAGGAGAGUCACUAGGUCGUGGUAAUAAUGCCGAAGUGACGCCUACAUCGACUACUGAAAAUGGAGAUAUAAACGGUCCUCCAAAUAAGCCAUUGCCAAGUGAACCGCCUUCACAUUUGGAUUUAAUUUCCAAUUCGCCACAAACAAAUUCUAACUACUUAUCUAACAAUGUACAAGAAAAUAAUGAAGAUGUUGCUCAAUCCGGCGAAAGUGGAGGCGAAAAUUCCUGUCAAGCUAGCCCUCCGUCUAGUCCAGAUUCGAAAAGCAAUUUGCGUCAACGUCAUCUCGAGAAGAAAGAAAGACUCGCGGCUCAGGUACGAGAGAUGAAACGCCGACAGAAGGAGACGGAAGAUUGGCAGAAACUCAAGAGGUCAUUAUUUUCGCCCCUUUCACUAAGCAUAGGAGCCGCGUUUGUUGGUGGGAGUGUUUUGGCAAUUUAUGCGUAUUUUUACAUGCGCGGCUAAAACUCGAAAAAAAAUAUAUAUAUAUACAAAUAUAUAUACAUAUUUUUUUUUAAUUAAUUCAGCGUGGGCAGUAACGCUUACAUUUAUUAGUGAGACAGUCUUUAACUAUAUACAUACAAUCGUCAAAUAUUCUCAAUUUUUUUUUCACGAGACAUUUUUUCAUUUUUUCCACAAUGGAAAAAUUGAUAUGAAUCUGAUUAUUAAUAAUAACAACGAGAAAUUCUGGUUCGAUAUUUUAAAAUGAAUUUUAAUUCCAUUUUUUGGAAAAAACUUCUCUCGAAAAAAAGGAAAUCCGAAGAAAUUUUAAGAAUAGUGAAAUAUGCAUUUGUAUUUUUAUAUAUAUUGCAAAACUUGAAAUUUAUCCAAUUUAUCCAUCAGAUACAAAAGAAGUAUCUGAGUCUUAUAAUUCUUUUUUAUUUACAAAUCACACGGGGUUUUUUUUAAUAGUUGAAUAUAUUUGAAGAAAAAAAAGAAACCCAAUCGCGUUAUCGAUUUUCUGUGGAUUAUCAUUUCUCUACAGAAUUUCAUAUAUUUUCUUACAUUCUACAUCGUUUAUGUUGAAAACAAAUAAUGAUAAAACUAAAAAAAAAUGUUAGAAAAUUUUUUCACGAAUGAUGAAUUUCUUUUAUUUCCUAGUAUUUUUUUAAUAAUUUAGAAUUUCAUUAAUUUCAUUCGUGUAUGAAUUAGUGAGUUUAAUUUAUAAAUUUACUUACAAAUAUAAUUACGUGAAAGUUUAGAUUACAUUUUUUUUUAAAUACUGAUCUCGAAGAAAUGUAGAGUUUCAGAUUUUUUUUUGAUACAACAAUGAGAAAAAUAAUUUUUAAAAAGAAGAUGUUUCUCUUUUGGUAAAAUAAUUUUUUUUAUUGAAUAUCACUCUCUACACUCUUUCAAGGCUAUUUUAUUGAUAGUUUAUUUUUUUCUGUAAACGAAUUAUUCCGUAAACAAUAUUUUCGUGUUUGAAAUCGCGAUUGAAUUGUUAUUAAUUAUGACGGAAUUAAAAAUUGUCGAUUACGAGAUGUCCUGCUCGGAUAGUUGAGCGUUCGGAAAGACUGAGUACGAUUAAUAAUAUCUCAAGUCAAAAAAAAAAGAAAAGAAGAAAGGAAGUAAAAUUAAUUAAUGAUCAAUUUUAAAAAAUACGUAUAAUCGUAAUUUUUGAGUAAAAUUAUACCACAGAUAAUAGAUAGGCUCAGUUAGUAGUCUUCUCGUAGGGGACAAUUAUUUUUUAUUCCUAAUGAUUCCUUCGUUACAAUAUUUAAAAUAAUUCUCUUUUUGUGAAAAUGUCAUUUAUUGGAAUUGUUGACAAACAUUUAUUUUUCAUGAAUAAAAAAAAUUAAUUAACAAAAAUUGUCUCUCUUCAUUGAAAAAAAUUAAUUUUCAAAAAUCCUUUUCAAAAUUCUUGAUUAUCAAUUUAUUCCUAUCUAUCGUCUGUGGUGAUAGGAAAAAGAUUAUUUUUUCAUUGUCUGACUCUGAUCAUUAAUUGUAUUGAUAUAAAAGAGAGAGCAAGACUGCUGGAAGUCUUAAUUAAAAAGUCUCUAUUAAAAAAAAAACGGUGCUAAUGAAAAAAAAAGUUCCACACAAAUCUUGCACGUGAUAGUUUUAAAAAAAAAAUGUGUGAGAGAAUGAAAGAGAGCGAUUGCAGUCUUCUUUUGAAAAAAAAGAAAUCAAUUUUGUAAUGAAUUGACAAAAUCUCGAAACGGAAGAUCAUGUGUCGUGUCAGUUACAAAAUAGGAAAAGAGAAUUUACAGUGAUUAAAAACAGAAACAUAGCCAAGUGCCUCCUCGUGUUUACAUGAAAUUAAUAAUAUGAUUGAUUGGAACUAAAAGUAAAAAAAACAAAUCGUGAGAUAUUUAAAUCGCGAGUGCACCUUUUUGAAAUAAUCCAAAACACCCCACCACUACUCUUUUUCUUAGGCAUGAGAGCAAGAUCCUAAACACAUUUUUAUAUUAUUAUAAUAAUCGACAAUAUCGAGUAAAUAUUUUAUAAUUAUAAUUAUAGAUAGAUUUCGAGAUUUUUUCUCUUUUUGAUUGUCAAGCGCAAUUUUUUGUGAUUGAUGAUGUAAGAUUUUUUACAAGUGCCAAUAUGACAAUGUACCUUUUAAAUAAAAUUUCCUUUGAGGGAAAGAAUUAUGUAGACUUA